AUGAAAGCAUGUUUUUUCGUUCUACUCUUGCUCUGCAUCUUUCUGUUCAGCCUUGCAAGUCAAAUUGACUCACAAAGCCUUCAAUAUAAUAUCAGCACGGUUGCAGGUGGUGGUUCUAUUGUGGGUGAUGGUUUAUUAGCUAAUGAGGCUAUAACAAGCUACCCGUGUCAAUUGGCAAUUAGUUCGAUUAGUGGAGAUUUGUUUUUUGGAGAGGUGGUAUCCAAUAGGAUUCGUAAAAUUACAUCCUCAACUGGUGUGAUAUCUACUAUUGCUGGAACUGGAACUGGUGCAUAUGGUGGAGAUGGCUCCAUGGCUACUGCUGCUCAAUUGUUUUAUCCUUAUGGUGUUGCUCUAAGUUUGGGUGGUGAAAUUUAUAUAGCAGAUUCGAAUAAUAAUAGAAUUCGUAAAAUAGCUACAAAUGGUAUUAUUACAACAAUAGCAGGAACUGGAACACGUGGAUAUGAUGGAGAUGGUGCUUUGGCCACAAGUGCCAAGUUGAAUUUUCCUUCAUCCAUAGCAAUUACAACUAAUGGUAAUAUCUCAACAAUUGCAGGAACUGGAACUGGCAGCUAUGGUGGUGACAAUGCAAUUGCAACAGGUGCACAACUUUAUGCACCUGCAUGUAUUGCAAUAGAUUCUAAUGGUGAAUUUUACAUUUCCGAUUCAAUGAACCAUCGUAUUCGAAAAAUAGCUACUAAUGGUAUUAUUACAACAAUAGCAGGAACUGGAACACAUGGAUAUGAUGGAGAUGGUGCUUUGGCAAUUAAUGCACAAUUAUACAGCCCCACGGGGGUUGUUGUCAACUCAAAUGGUGAUGUUUAUAUUGCUGACUCAGGUAAUAACAGAAUUCGAAAAAUCUCAAAAGGAUACAUCUCAACAGUAGCAGGAAAUGGAAUAGCUGGAUAUAGUGGAGAUGGUGGACUAUCAACAAGUGCUCAAUUAGCCACUCCCCAAUCAGUUGCUAUUAAUUUAAAUGGCGAGAUUAUAAUUGCAGAUUCUAAUAAUAAUAGAAUUCGUAAAAUAGCAACUAAUGGAAAAAUUUCAACAAUUGCUGGAACAUCAUCAUUUGGAAAUAACAUACCAGCUACUUCAGCAUCCAUCUCACCAGUUGGUGUUCCCACUCUCUACAAUAAUAAGAUAAUUUUCGCAGAUGAAUCUCAAAUUAGACAAGUAGACCUUGCAACUAAUAUCAUUUCAUUAAUAUCUGGAACUGAUUAUUUGGCAAGUCCUACAGCAGCUAUGUAUUUCAACAAUGAAUUAUAUAUUCUCUAUUCAAAACUCAAUUUAGAUAAGCCAAAGAUUAAUAUUGUUUCAAGAGUUGUUGGUUCUGAGGGAUAUAAUGGCGAUGAUAUUGCAGCCACUAGUGCACUGUUGAAUUAUGCUCGCUCAAUUGCUGUCAAUUCAAAUGGUGAUGUUUAUAUUGCUGACACUUAUAAUAACAGAAUUCGUAAGGUCUCAUUUUCAACUGGAAUCAUUUCAACAGUAGCAGGAACUGGAAUUGCUGGACAAAAUGGUGAUGGUAAUUUAGCUACAAGUGCACAACUAAAUUUUCCUUCAGGAGUUGCUGUGAGUUCAAAUGGUGAUAUUUAUAUUGCUGACACUGAAAAUCAUAGAAUUCGUAAGAUAGAAACUAAUGGAUACAUUGCAACAGUUGCAGGAUCUGGAGCAUCUGGAUAUAGUGGAGAUGGUGGGCUGCUAACUAGUGCUAAAUUCCAACAACCUCAAGGAGUGGCUGUGAGUUCAAAUGGUGAGAUUUAUAUUGCUGACACUGAAAACCAUGUGGUUCGUAAAAUUUCAACUUCGAAUGUACUUUCUACAAUUGCUGGAACUGGUUCUUAUGGAUACAAUGGUGACGGUGGAUUGGCAAUUACUGCAAAAUUAUUCUCUCCCAUAGGAGUUGCAAUAAGUUCGAGUGGUGAAGUUUUUAUUGCUGAUAAUAACAAUCACAGAAUACGUAAAAUUGCAAAAGAUGGCUAUAUUUCAACAAUUGUUGGCACUGGUUUGAAUGGGUAUGAUGGAGAUGGCGAUUUGGCUACGAAUGCUAAAUUGGGUAAUCCUCAAGGUGUGACUCUAAGUCCAACUGGUGAAUUGUUUAUUGCUGACCAAAACAAUCAUAGAAUUCGUAAAGUAGCAAGUAAUGGAUAUAUUUCAACUGUUGCUGGUAAUGGUAACUUUGGAUUUAGUGGAGAUGGUGAUUUGGCAACAAAUGCUGAAUUGAAUAGUCCUUCAGGAAUAGCAUUCAGUUCCAUUGGUACCAUGUAUAUUGCUGAUCGUUUAAAUAGAGUAAUUCGAAGAGUAAUCUCUGGUAAUAUAUCCACCAUUGCUGGAGGUGUUGGUGAUGGAGGACCAGCUACUGGAGGAUACAUUCAAGCACAAUCAUUUGACAUUUCUUCAACUGGUGAGAUUUAUAUUGCUGACACUGAAAAUCAUAGAAUUCGUAAAGUUUCAACAUUGGGUAAAAUUUCAACUAUUGCAGGAACUGGUGCAAUGGGAUACAGUGGUGAUGGUGGAUUGGCAAUUACUGCAAAAUUAUCCUCUCCCGUAGGAGUUGCAGUUAGCUCAACUGGUGAAGUUUUUAUUGCAGACCGAGACAACCAUAGAAUUCGUAAAGUAACACUUUCUGGUAUCAUUACAACCAUUGCAGGAAAUGGAACUAGUGGUUUUAAUAGUGAUGGAAUUGAAGCAAAAUUUGCUCAAUUGAAUAGCCCUUCCUCAGUCACAAUUUCAGGUGGUGAAAUCUAUAUUGCUGACACAAACAAUCAUAGAAUUCGUCAAAUAUCCAAUACUGGUAUUAUUAAAACAAUUGCUGGAAAUGGAUUUGGUGGAUAUAUUGGUGAUGGUGUAUUGCCACCUAAUGCUCAAUUGAAUAGUCCUUCAGGAGUUGCAAUUUCUUCCACUGCUGAAAUUUACAUUGCAGAAAAUAAGAGAAUUAGAAAACUUACAGCGUUCUGUACAGAGAAUGGUGUGUUGAUUGAUGGAAAGUGUGUAUUUCAAUGUUUUGGAUAUACGAAUAGUAAUUCCUCACUUGUUUGUUCUGGAAAGGGCAACUGUAUUGGAAAUGAUAAGUGCAACUGUUCAUGGCCAUACUCUGGUUCCAAAUGUGAUGAGUUUUAUUGCAAUGGAGUGUUGAAUACUAACAAAACAUUUGUGUGUUCAUCUCAUGGUACUUGCUCAUCUCCAAACAAUUGUUCUUGUGUCGAUGGUUUUUAUGGAAAUAUUUGUGAAUUCUUUUAUUGUAAUGGCGUACAACAAAAUAGUUUAAAUGUAUGCUCAGGUCAUGGACUCUGCUCUUCUUUGAAUAAUUGCACCUGUCAACAAGAUUAUUCAGGCAUUGAUUGUGAAAAUUUCCAUUGUUAUGGACUGUCUAGAGUUGAUCCUAAAGUUUGCUCAUCUCAUGGAAUUUGCUCUUCCAUAAAUAAUUGCUCAUGUGCAACUGGAUAUGGUGGAUCUAAAUGCAACGAAUAUUCAUGUUAUGAUGUGAAUUCUACGAAUAAGACAGUUUGUUCUGGAAGAGGAACUUGUUCUUCUCCCAAUAAUUGUACAUGCGAUCCAGGAUACUAUGGAUCAAAUUGUGAAUUGUACGAUUGUUAUGGAAUAUCCAAAAACAAUUCGAAUGUCUGCUCAGGACAUGGUACUUGCAUUGCUAUCAAUAAUUGUACAUGUACAGAUGGUUACUAUGAUACCAAAUGUGAUUCAUUCAAUUGUGCAGGAGAGAAAUUCACUGGUCAAUCACUGUGUCAGAAUAAUGGUACUUGUUCUAAUCCUGGUAAUUGUGAUUGUCCUUAUCAGUUUGGAGGUGCCAGAUGUGAAUAUUACAAAUGUUAUACCUAUACUUCUAAUGAAGCAAAAUGGAUUGGUGACGAUUGUACACAGACUACUUGUUAUGGUAAAAGUUCAAACUCUAGCUCAGUAUGUGGUGGAAGAGGUAAUUGCACAGACUUUAAUCAAUGCACAUGUUAUGAUGGGUAUAGAGGUGUCGAAUGUCAACACAUUGUCUGUUUUGAUAAGAUUGAAAACGAUACAUCAGUUUGUUCAGGAAAUGGCAAAUGUCUAACAUCAAACAAUUGUACAUGUCAAAUUGGUUAUGUUGGAAAUGAAUGUCAAUAUCACGAAAUUUAUUUGAAUACCUCAUCUGCCAUAAUAUUUUCAUUCCAGGAAAGUUUAAUGAAAUUGUUGCCAAAUGAGAGUGGAAUAUUUUCAUGUUCUGAAAUUUUCACUGAUUCUGAAAUUGCCAAAUUUGGAGAAAGUACUUCGAUUUCUUGCCAAUGGAGAAGAAAUUCACUCCUAAUUCAUCUUGGAUUUGAUUAUUCUAUUCAACAAUACUCAAUUAUUCAAUCAAAAUUCAACUUUUCAAUGAGAGUUUCUAGCUUGUCCUCAGUUUCUAAUAGUGAUGCUCCAUCUCCAACUUGUUCUUUCGGAUAUGUAUUGAAUGAAGCUUCUCCAUUAUUGGAUGUAGUGAUACGUUUGAAUUGUGAUGAGAAUUUGCAUGGUUUUAAAAAGAGUAGAACCAGUUGGAUGUGUAGUCAAUGUACAGGAGCAAUUUCAUCAAUUUUAAGUAACUAUUCGAAUAGAUCCAGUGUUUAUAUUCCAAUUUCGUAUAUGAACGCUUUGAAUCCUGUUCAAGGAUACAAGACAAUUAAUUUGCAAGCUUCUUAUUCAUCAUCUGUUUCUUCCACCAUUUCCACUAGUAAGGAAGUAAAGGUUCAAACCUAUACGAAAUCUUUACCUCCAAGUUAUUACUGGCUAAGUGAUAAUUAUGAUGGAAAAACCUAUUCAUGUGUUGGCCAUAAUUGUAUCAUUGAAACUUCAUUGAAUAGUUUAAACUCCUCAAUUUCUUAUUCAUUCUCUGGUUUAUUUAGUUUAUUGAACACUGAUUUAUAUUCGAAACAAAUGGUGAGAUUGAUAAAUGAAUUUUCAGGAGGAAUUGUCGACAGUGAAUUCAGUUCUAACAUGCAAGUUUUUGGAGUUCAACUCAAGACCUAUGUUUACUUACCGUAUAGUAUUGAUUCAUUCAAAUAUUCCACAUUUACAAAUUUGGAUUAUGUCAUGACAGGCGUCAAUAGAACCUACUCAAUCAAUGCAGAUAACUUAAUAACUAUAGGUUUGACUAUUGAUGAUCCAUACAUUUCAAAAUACACAUUAAGUGAUUACAUGGUAUUCUCCUGGAAAUGUUUCCAAGUUUCUCCUUCUAAUAGGUCUUUAAUUUUGACCGAUAAUUUGUGUUCCUCAAUAACUGACAAUGCCAAAUCAAAUAUUGAAUUGGAUAUCAGCAAAAUGUCUUUGAAAGAAGGUUCAUAUUUAAUAUCUGCUUCAAUUUCAUCGACUAAAUACUUUGUUACAACAGUUUACAAUUAUGAAGGAUGGAUUGACUUGUUGGGAAUUUCACAGGAUUCUCCUCAGAUAACUACAGAUUAUGUACCUGCUAUUACUCCUUCUCAUCACAAUAUUUAUUUAAGAAAUGUGGUGAAAUCUUCAACAAGUGUUUCAUUCUAUUGGAAACUCAAAAGUGGUGAAUUGAAUAUUGACGAAACUGUUGAAGAUUUCCUUCAAAGAAAUACAGUUUCUAAAUCUAUCUUGGGUAACAAUGUUGAAAUUAUCUUGAAUAUUGACAAUGAUUAUCUCAUCCAAGGAGAAUAUUAUGAAUUUGAAUUGUCAACCAAGAAUUCUAACGGUGUUUCAAAUAUUUCCAUUUCAACAAGAAUGGAUUUCACUCCUCGAUUGUCAUGUAAUGUGGAAAAUGUGAAGAAUGAAGCUAACUUGACCAGUUUUGAAUCUUUAAUAUCUAUUACAUGUGUAAAAUUGCCAUACGAAAGUAUAUCAAGUUUCGUCAUGGAAUUCCAUUCACAAAACGAAAGAUUAGGAGUCAUUUCGAAUACUCCAAAGAAGGCUCUUAUUACCAGAGUUCCUUAUGCAAUGGAUGGAACAGUUACCUUAAUCGUGAAACUUCAAAAUUUAUAUGGAUCUAUUGGAAUUUAUAGAACUACUAUCAGCGCUCAAUUACCAAAUGCUUUGACAAGUGACAACUCUAUUUCUUCAAGAUUUACAUAUGUAUCCAAACAAUUCCAAAUUCUCAAAAAUGCUCAACCAGCCAAAAUUGAAGUUUCCAACGAAGUCAACACCUUACUUUCUUUAUUAAUCCAAAACGAAACUCUUUCUAAAAUUUCAGAGAAAAUUUCAAAGGAAUUGAAAUCUGAUCAAUUAGUUUCCUUUAAUACAAUGCUCAAAGAAAUGCUAACCCUCACCAAGAGUCUACAAGACAUUACUUACAAAGUUGAUGAAAGAUUAAUUCAAUUAAUUCUGCCAAUUGUCAACAAAAUUUCCACAAUUCUCAAAUUAACUCUUGACACAUCGUCAUUAUCCAAUUUUGCUUCAGAAUUGGAAAUUUGGUUGGACUGGAUUUAUUCAGGAAUGAAUAAGGCACUCAAUUACUAUCCAACUUUCAUUUACAAGGAAUUAUUAGAUGAAUUUCAUUUACAAGAAAUUGUUUCGUUACAAAAUAUACUUUCGAAUAUAUACCAAAAUAAUUUGGAUCAACAAUUUAAAUACCACAAGUACAAUUUACAAUAUAUCAAGCUUACAGGAAGUAAUAGUGAUAAUUCAAGCUUUGUGGAAGAUGUUGAGUUUUCUGAUUUAUUGAAUGACAAGUCAAUUUCACUUUCUGUUUCUAAUUUUAAAGUUGAUAUGAAAUUACCAAGUGAUUUUACCAAUCAAAUUUCAUUGAAAUCAAAAUCAAAACUAUACUAUUCCAUUACCUCAUUCAGUGAUAAUCAAACUGGUUCAAAACUUUUACAAAACAAACCAAUAAUUGACCUAUCUCUGUACGAUACAUCUUACAAUGCAAUAUCAGUUGACAACAUUAAUCCACCAAUAGUUUUCAAGUUCCAAGGAUUGUUUUCCACUAACAAGACUAAUAUUAACACAACUUGUGUCUAUUACAAUACCAUACUAGGAAAAUGGUCAACCAAUGGAUUGCAAACAAUUACAAGCGUUACCAAACGAACUGAAGAGUACAUGUACUUUGAUAUGGAAUGUCAUUCAAGUCACUUGUCUGUAUUCUCAGUUCAAGAGGUUGAUUACAACACCCCAAUUAUACCAGCCAUUUCAUCUAACAAAGCUUCAAACCAACAAGAAAAUCUCACCAUUAUUUUAGCUACUGUUUUACCUGUUAGCUUUUUAAUCCUUAUUUUCAUUAUUAUCCUCUUUGUGUUUAUCAUUUUACUAUUCAGAUUUAAGCAAAAGAAAGCAAAUGAAUUUGCCAUUGCAACCAAAACCAAUCUUGAAAUGGAAGGUUUCUCAAGCAGUGAUUUCCCAUCCUCAGAAGGAAGCAUGUUUAUUCAUCCUCUUAUGAGUAUUUCCUCAAAUGGAACAACUAGUGAAGCAUUCAAUCCAUUGUCAAGAUAUUCUGAUUUAGUAAGAAUUGGCCAAGGAGCUUUUGGAAGUGUUUUUAAAGCAUUUGAUAGUAAGACGUCAACUGUUAAGGCGAUUAAGGUAAUUAAAUAUUCAUCCAUGGAGGAGUUGAAUAAUUUCAUGAAAGAAGGAACGCAGUUGAUGAAUGUGACACAUCCUUAUAUUUUGAGAGUGAAUGAUUUCUUUGUGAGUAAGGAUCAAUUGCUAUGUAUAGAUAUGGAUUUUUAUGAAUUAGGAGAUUUGGUCAAAUUGACCAAUGUUGAAUUUGAUUGCUCGGAGAAGUUAAUCAAACAAAUUAUUUAUCAAAUGUGUCAAGCUUUGGAUUAUAUUCACUGCAAUAUGAAAAUCAUUCACAGAGAUAUCAAACCAUCUAAUGUUUUUGUAAAGAGUAUGGAAAAUGACGAUAUUCACAUUAUUGUUGCCGAUUUCGGAUUGGCUAAAUCAAAUAUUGGUGGAUCAAUGAAUAAUUCCUAUGCAGGUACACCUAUAUUUAUGUCUCCUGAACUUGGCUUGGGUGGAAAAUAUUAUUACAAUACUGAUAUUUACAGUUUAGGUGUUACUGUAUAUCAAAUAAUGACCAAAGACACCUCUACUUCAAUCAGUCAAUUGUAUCUUGGAAAGGAACAAAAUGAAGUUACAACGCUAUUGAGAAAAAAGCUUAAAGAUGGUGGACAUUAUUCUGAACGAGUUGUGGAAUUGGUUUUACAAAUGUUAACAAAGGAUAAUUUAACUAGGCCACAAGCUCAAGAUAUUUUGGAAAAUUCCUAUUUUGAUGAUUUGAGAAUGAAACGAUAA
Naegleria gruberi is the source of this 8202-nucleotide messenger RNA. RefSeq names its product NHL domain-containing protein kinase. Bases 1 to 8202 code for a protein of 2733 amino acids. Lineage: Eukaryota; Heterolobosea; Eutetramitea; Acrasida; Naegleriidae. Gene Ontology annotation, biological process: protein phosphorylation. The transcript has 4 exons. The record is from RefSeq and is a predicted model, not a curated record. Gene Ontology annotation, molecular function: protein binding; ATP binding; protein kinase activity.